GCAGCCCUUGCCCGUUGAAAGCCCUGACCUCAGCUUUCCUCUCCUCAGAAAUGCCAAAGAAAAGAGAUGAAGUUGGCGAAGGUGACCUGUUUCUGCUCUAGUGGGCGGAACCAGGCUUUCAAUCCUCAAAGAGUUGUUCCCCUUCCGGAACGGGCUUUUCCUGAGAGAAUGAUGUAGCGACCAAGAGCACUGUACUUGGAGUCAGAAGAUCCGGUUUCAAGUUUGGAUUCCACCACUCAUCACUUUAGGCAAGUCACGUUAGCUUUCUUAUUACCUACCGCAGAGUGGCUGGCUUGAAGUGAAUGUACCUAGACUUCGUUCCCUUAUUACUCUUCUAAAAAGAAGAAAAAGAAGAAGGUGGUUACAGGAAGUAUCUACUGACCGGUUUCCAGCAGCGGUUCAGGGACGGCCUCCCAGGACUGGCCCCAGGCACCCUCCCGGGAGCCCGCCCAGCCUCGCUGCGAUUAUUGGUUGCCCUGCCCCAGUCAACCCCAGGCCCACCGCGGCCCUGACACCCAGCUCGGAAGUGGGGUGUGAGUUGUUAGAAAGCUCCGAAUAAUUCCAGAGGGUCAGUCACUCCCACUUACUGUAAAGUGCUUGCCAGACGGGCCAGGCAAGCCCACCUCUCCUCGGUGGGGCCCCCUUCCCCAAAGUCAGCCUCCUCCUUCGGGAACGUAGCAGCCGAGGACCGCAAAGCUCCCCUACGCGGGGGCCGUCCCCAGCCUGAGUCGUGCCCUCCGCGCACAGCUCUGCCUGCACUCGGGCGUCCAGGAGCUCCCCCUCCGGGCGGCGCGAGGUGACCGCGGGCAGGGUUGGCAGCAGCGCCCGCUGCGGGGCGGCCCCGAAGACUAGCCCGCCCGCCCAUGUGCGUGGAGAGGAGCGAAGCUCCUCUAGCAGUCGCCGCGCCCGCGCCUGCUGCGUGUGGGUGCCUCACCUCGGAGGCCGGCGGGGGCCGUAACCCGAGUCCCGCUGCCAGGAACUACAUUUGCAUAAUUUGGCUCCCCCCCCCCCCCUUCGGAUUCAAGGCUGGAGAUGCGAGUCGGGCUCCCCUCCGAGGCGUCGUCUUGCCGGUGGUCAGCGCGGGGGCCGCGGGACCGGCCCGAGCGCAGGCGGAGCGGGCUGGCGCACGUGCUGUCUGACAACAUCUACCCGGUGGAGGACCUCGCCGCCACGUCGGUGACCAUCUUCCCCAAUGCCGAACUGGGAGGCCCCUUUGAUCAGAUGAACGGAGUGGCCGGAGAUGGCAUGAUCAACAUUGACAUGACUGGAGAGAAGAGGUCCUUGGAUCUCCCAUAUCCCAGCAGCUUUGCUCCUGUCUCUGCACCUAGAAACCAGACCUUCACGUACAUGGGCAAGUUCUCCAUUGACCCCCAGUACCCUGGUGCCAGCUGCUACCCAGAAGGCAUCAUCAAUAUUGUGAGUGCAGGCAUCCUGCAAGGGGUUACCUCCCCAGCUUCGACCACAGCCUCGUCCAGCGUCACCUCUGCCUCCCCCAACCCACUGGCCACAGGACCCCUGGGUGUGUGCACCAUGUCUCAGACCCAGCCUGACCUGGACCAUCUCUACUCUCCACCGCCACCACCUCCUCCUUAUUCUGGCUGCGCAGGAGACCUCUACCAGGACCCCUCGGCAUUCCUGUCAGCAGCCACCACCUCCACAUCCUCCUCCCUGGCCUACCCACCGCCUCCUUCCUACCCCUCCCCUAAGCCAGCCACGGACCCGGGUCUCUUUCCCAUGAUCCCGGACUAUCCUGGAUUCUUCCCAUCACAGUGCCAGAGAGACCUACAUGGUACAGCUGGCCCAGACCGCAAACCCUUUCCCUGCCCCCUGGACUCCUUGCGAGUCCCUCCUCCACUCACUCCGCUCUCCACCAUUCGCAACUUUACCCUGGCGGGUCCCAGUGCUGGGGCCGCGGGGCCAGGGGCCAGUGGAGGCAGUGAGGGACCCCGGCUGCCUGGCAGCAGCUCGGCAGCAGCCGCUGCCGCCGCCUAUAACCCGCACCACCUGCCGCUGCGGCCCAUUCUGAGGCCUCGCAAGUACCCCAACAGGCCUAGCAAGACCCCAGUGCAUGAGAGGCCCUACCCGUGCCCAGCAGAAGGCUGUGACCGGCGCUUCUCCCGCUCUGAUGAGCUGACCAGACACAUCCGCAUCCACACGGGACACAAACCCUUCCAGUGUCGGAUUUGCAUGCGCAACUUCAGCCGCAGUGACCAUCUCACUACCCACAUCCGCACCCACACUGGCGAGAAGCCCUUUGCCUGUGACUACUGCGGCCGCAAGUUCGCCCGGAGUGACGAGAGGAAGCGCCACACCAAGAUCCACCUGAGACAGAAGGAGCGCAAAAGCAGUGUGCCUUCCUCAUCCGUGCCAGCUGCCUCCGCAGCCUCUUGCACUGGAGGCACGCAGGCUGGGGGGGCCCUGUGCAGCAGCAACAGUGGCACUAUCGGCGGCGGGUCCCUCGCCCCUUGCUCCUCUCGGACCCGGACACCUUGAAUGAGACUCAGGCUGACACACCAGCUCCUUGAGGCCCCGGAGGCCCUUCGUCCACUGGUCCACUUCAACUGCACAACAAACACUACCACCCUUUCCUGCCCCCCUCUCCCUUCCUGGGCGAAGGGCCUUGGUGGAGCCCAGCACUGCCCCCUUUUCACUUAGAAACCGGUCCUUCCUAAAACUUAGCCCACUUUAGUGUCUCUUAGGUGGGUUGACUAUCACCCUAAGAUAAUGGGGAGGUGCAGAAGGGUGUUGGGUGGGGUCCCUGGCCUAGAGGGCUGAGGCCUGACCCUGCUUUAAAGGGUUGUUUGACUAGGUUUUGCUUCCCUUCUCUCAUAUCUUGUCCCAUUACAGGUUUGACUCUGGAUGUCAGAGUUGAUUUGAGACUUUUUCUACAAUAGUAGGUUGGGAGAUGCUGAUCCCUUCAGGUGGGGGCAGCAAAAAGAAGCAAAGCUGAUGUGCACUUUAUGGCUUGGGACUGAUUUGGGGAUGCUGUACAGUGAAUGAAGCAUGGCCUUUAUGCUGCAUUCUGUGGCCCUAGAACAGUGAAUCAAAGCUUAUCUAGUCGUUCCAACCCUUUAAGCAAUAUGUAUUAUAAACUCAGAGAACGGAAGUGCAAUGUGAUGGGAGGGACAUAGCAAUAUCUGCUCCUUUUUGAGUUGUUUGAGAAGUGUAAAGACUAUUUUUUCAGUGUAUAUCCACUCAGAUUUUGUGUAUUUUUGAUGUGCACUGUUCUCCAAGUUCUGAACCUUCGGGAAAAAAAGCAUUUAUGAUCUCCUGAAAUGAGUCAGAGAUUAAGUUAUUUAAAGGGGAUGUACAUAUAUUCUCUGAAACUAGGAUGCAUGCAGUUGUGUUGGAAGUGUCCUUGGUGCCUUGUGUGAUGUAGACAAUGUUAAAGGGUCUGCAUGUAAAUGGGUUGCCUUACUAUGGAAAAAAAAUCACUCCCUGGGUUUAGUAUGGCUGUAUAUUUCUGCCUAUUAAUAUUUGGAUUUUUUUUUUUUAGAAAGUAUAUUUUUGUAUGCUCUGUUUUGUGACUUAAAAGUGUUACCUUUGUAGUUGAAUUGCAGAUAAGAAUGUAAAUAUUACUGGAGCUGACUUGUUUGGUUAUUAGCUCUUAAUAGUUGUGGAAAUAGAAAUGAUUUAUUCUAACGCAAAACCACUAACCGAUAUUCAGAUAAUGGAUGGUUUAUGACUAUAGUGUAAAUAAAUACUUUUCAACAAUA
Messenger RNA from Acinonyx jubatus (cheetah), 3716 nucleotides. It is a transcript of the gene EGR2, whose product is annotated as early growth response 2. The record is from RefSeq and is a predicted model, not a curated record. NCBI's taxonomy places the organism in Eukaryota, Metazoa, Chordata, Mammalia, Carnivora, Felidae. Gene Ontology annotation, biological process: regulation of transcription by RNA polymerase II. The transcript is spliced from 3 exons. Gene Ontology annotation, molecular function: DNA-binding transcription factor activity, RNA polymerase II-specific; RNA polymerase II cis-regulatory region sequence-specific DNA binding. The coding region runs from base 1033 to 2493 and encodes 486 amino acids.